Chara braunii is the source of this 1937-nucleotide messenger RNA. Lineage: Eukaryota; Viridiplantae; Streptophyta; Charophyceae; Charales; Characeae. The record is from the annotation of a GenBank genome assembly.
UUACGAACACACCUGGACUUCAAACGACGAUCGAUCAUCCUCUGAAAUACAAGAGGAAAACCCUACGCUGUGCCCAUGCGAUUGACCCUUCGCACUACUAUUAAUGCGGUUCCGCGGGUUUCUCCAAUGAUGGCAGGGACUCUCCGCAUGAUCUCCUGGGAGAAAUCUGCAGAAGCGAAGUCAUCAACAGGUGAUGCGGAAAGCAGUGACGAGGAUGAUCCGGAGAUCUUGAAAUCAGCACGACAACGUGUUUGUUACCCGCCGCCCAAAACGAUAGCGAGAACGAUGCAACUGACCAGCCGAAAAAUUCAAAGGACCAAGGCGAUGAUCUUGGGCGAGCCCCUUGUGCAGAUUUCGAGGAUGGUCGAUUCUUUGGAACCCCCUCAAAUUGUGUACGAAGGGAUCACCCCUCUUCUCGUCCGAUACGGCGACAAGAAGCAUUACUGUGACAUUACGGAUCUACCCAAGUCCUUACUAACCUCGGCUAAAGAAGUGAGAUUGUUACGUUUGGGGGCGGAAGCAAGCUCUCUGGAACCCCUUGGGCGUUUUGAAGCAGAAACAGACGGACUGGGGAUAAAGAUCGCAACUAAGGAAGUGCCAUGGCAAUAUGUUUGUGAUGGGAUUACCCCAGACGGACACGUGGCAAUCCGAGAAGAAGAUGCUCAGAUGAUGGCCACGGUGUUCUCCUGGCGAUCGGAUCAUUCAUUCAUCUUGGCGCCUCCACCCGACUUGACAAAACAGGCGAACAGGAAACAGAUUGACAUUCGGAUCUGGGACCAAAUUUUUGAACUGCACGUUCCACAAUAUGUGCCGGAUGAAAUCCAAUUUGUCGAGCUCUCGUUUUGCCUGCUACGAGUGGAUCUGAACUGGACGUGGGAAGGCGAUCAGAGGCCCGCGUCAGAGAUUGUGGAGUUGCUCGUCAUUCUGGCGUGGAGGACCAACAUGGCGGAAGAUCUUCUGGGAUUCGUCUUUGGAGCAGUGGAUCGGGGAAACAGAUCACAGAUCGUGCGCGAACUUACGAUCGUGAUCGAACUUACGAUCGUGAUCGCGCGAUUGGCCGACGAACUCCCUCUCGACAUCGUCUCUCAGAGCGACGAAGAACCCGUGCCACAUACCCUCUCAAGGACUCUCGCCCCGAGCCUCCAGUGGUCGGCUUGUAUCGAGGAGCACUGGGCGGACGACCGUUUYCCCUCCCGUAGCGAGUACCUGGACAUCCACAGCCUGACUAAUCCCCGCUUCUUUCGGCAACCAACGGCGUUCGAGUGGGCAGCGCUGAGAGCAGAAGAGGGGGCCGAAGAGGAAUCGGAAGGAGAAUUGAGGAGAGAGGCCGGGGAAGCAGCGGCCCGAUUGGCCGAGGACGAGAAAGAAGAGCGCAAAGCAGAAGAAGAGUCGGCGGAAGCUGAAGAAGAAGAAGAAGAAGAAGCCGAGGAGGAGACUUUGGAGGAAGAGGAAGAGGCCUAUAGCGAGUACAGCGAGGGCGAGCAAAGUGAGGAGGAGGACGAAGACGACGAAGAAGUGGAAAGUGGGGACGACCAGGAGCCAAUGCACGACGAGCUCGAGUGGGUGCCAGGACCGGAUCGGCGAGAGGAGAACCCAGAGGCUGCUGCGCAGCGCAAGAAAGAGAUUGCGGAAGGAAAGCGGCUGGCGAUCGAUCCCGCACCGAACGAUCCUUUCAAGGAUCCCGAGCCACCCAAGCCGGAACAUGGAGACCUUGCUGCCACGACCUCGGGAGUCGCGACGACAAGGCGCCGAUCCCGAUCCCGAUCCACGUCCCCCUGCGCCUCCGCCCGUCCCCCAAUUCGUCAACGUGUCAAUGAGGGGAUUAGCCCUUCGUCCCCGAUCCAUAUACCACCAUCCCCUUAGCUAUCUCUCUUUCAAUCAGUAUUUCCAUCGCGUCGUCUACCCCCGUAAUCCCUUCCCCAUCGCCACCUUUCGAC